Molecule: messenger RNA, 1493 nt
Organism: Astrephomene gubernaculifera
Lineage: Eukaryota; Viridiplantae; Chlorophyta; Chlorophyceae; Chlamydomonadales; Astrephomenaceae
Source: the annotation of a GenBank genome assembly
GUCUUUCGCCUUUCUGGCUGCGUUUUGGAUUGCUUCUCUUAGGGCCUUCGUAAUUCCUCGACCCAUGCGUCAUGGCCCAGACGCUGCGGUUACAAGCGCGACAAAGCUACCCAUGCGUCAAUGAUAGUAGAUGCACGCAGACUAUUAGGCCGAUCCUUGAAAGCGGCUUGCUUCGUCGGGUCUACGGCUGGGCUUGCAUUUCCACAAACACGCGCUGCCCAGGGCGCCGCGCCGGAGCUAUAUAUGCAGGACAAGCGCCAGAUAAAGAUGCCGUGUCUCAACCUACAAAGGUCGACACGUCGACCACAGAACCAGCCAUCUUCAGCAGCAGCAGCAGCAAGAGCGAUGCCCGCAAGGCCGGCGCUACCAGCAAUUCCUCACUCGCCGCCGAUGAACUUCAAUCCAUGGGCAUCACAGCACAAGAGUUUUCUGUAGCGAACACAUUCCUCGAGCGGGUCCUAGGCGCCACCAUCGUGUACGGCUUAACCCUUUUCCUUGCCAGCCUCUCAGGCGUGGACGUCACAGCAACACUAGACUGGGGCGACGGCACACCUUUCACAAUUGGCGCCAUGGCUGCGGCCUUGCCUCUUGCGGUUACGGGGCUGCUGUUGCUGCCCUCCCUGGAUUUGGGCCUUAGCACGGAGCAGCUCUUUAGGGUGGCCCAAUUGGACGUGGAAGAGGAGGUGCAGGUGUUGCCCAUACUCGGGAUCGAGGACGAAGCAGCACCCGCAACAGCAGCUCGCAACCUCCAACCAGAGCCCGCCCUCACCCCCGCGUCCCUCCAGCGGGGCCUCUGGCUGCACCAGAUGCAGUCGAUCAAGCCAUGGUUUGAGUACUUUGACCUGCCCUCCACCACCUACCUGCUCGCCUCCGCAUGCGCCGUGGCAGCCUCUCGGGAGCUCUUCGCGCGGGCCUACCUGGGUGCCCUCCUCACGGGGUGGUACCAGGGGCUUCUGACGGGGGCCACGGACGUCAACAACCCCUUCUACUGGGCAAAGGUCUUCAAGCUGCUGACCCCGGACACCCCUAGCUGGCUGGCGGCGGCCACACUGUGUGUCGUACAGGUGGGCAUAUCCACCACCGCGGCCUCCCGGGCUGCGCGCUUCACUCGUCUAGCGGUGAAGCAGCUUGAUUGGGUGGACGAAGAGGCAGGUGCUGGGGAGGAAACAAAGGAGCAGCACGGCAAUGAUGCAAAGGGAAAACCGGACAAGUCAAAGGUGAUCCUGCUGGCUGCUGCUGCGGAGGCGCCCCCCUGCGCGGAGGAGCGGGUGGUGUACGGCAUAUCGCUCGCCACCUCGGCGCUGAUCAGCGGCGCCACCAACCUUGCAUGGGCCGCCAGCGGCAGCGUGCUGGGGUCGUACACGGUGCAGGUAUGCCUGGAGGUGGGCGGGACGCUGCUGCAGCGGCUCAAGGAGUCCCAGGGGCUGCCCGACAGGGCGCAGUGGGGGGAGGUGCAGAGCCGCAUACAGGACAUGGUGCAGGAGGAGGACGAU